Molecule: messenger RNA, 11310 nt
Organism: Spirodela intermedia
Lineage: Eukaryota; Viridiplantae; Streptophyta; Magnoliopsida; Alismatales; Araceae
Source: the annotation of a GenBank genome assembly
AUGGAGGUGGGGUGGGGGAGGAGGAUGUACGAGGGCGGGGUGGUGGUGACCUCGCUCGGGCUUCUGGGAUGGGCGGGGCUGUGGUUUCUCAACCGCCGGCUGUACAAGGAGUACGAGGAGAAGAGCGCUCUUGUGCAGAUUCUCUUCUCCGCCGUCUUCGCCUUUUCCUGCAACCUCCUUCAGCUCGUGCUCCUCGAGAUCGCCCCUUUCGUCCUCUCGAAAGAGUGAGUCCGGUGACUCUCCUGCCUAUUUGAUCUUCAUGCCUUUCCUCAGAUGCCGCUGUCUGGGCCCGAGGUGCUCCUGGCACAUUUAAAAUCUUCUACCGAUAAUGUUCAGAUUGCCGUUCGGUUACAAUUACUUUGAUAUAUCUUUCCUUGGAAUUGGUGACGACGAUAAAUUCCCGUUGCAUAUUUGUGGAUUGUGAACAUAAUGAUUGAAGAUUUUUAACGAAGGAAUAGAUGAAAAAUGAAAGUAGAGGUUUCUGACAGACAUAAAGAUCAAGGCUGGAAAUCAAUUGCAGCACUCUGUUUCUUUGUUUUAACUGCGGUCCAUAAUGCCCUGCGUUCGUGCGUAUUUAUUUGCGGUCGUUGUUGAUGAAGAGACAGCUUAUUUUUACAAGCUCUAUAUAACUUCAACGUUCGGUGUUAGGUAUGCACACUUUUUCCUGGAGAAAAUGUUGUCUUCCACGUAACAAAGCUUCUGUUGAAGAAAAAAAUGCUGGUUUGAUAGCGCUUCCCUUCUAAUCAUUUUUUGCCUAAAAAGAAUGUUUAGAUUUCUGAUUGAGAUAAUCAGAGCCGCUUGUAUCACCUUAGUUGAUAUAAUUGAAAUCCCCCCUUUUUGGCUGGUUCGACAUGCUGUCUCAAAGUUUCUUCGAAUGGUCGUUAAUGGUAAUGGUAAUAUGGUAUUGUUAAUGUUUACAUCACUUCAAGUUUCUUUGAAGUGAUGCUUCUAGAGGGACCUAGAUUCCGUUUUCAAGGUCAGAGUCUUUUUGGUUAUCCUUCUGCUAGUGUAUCUUUAGCUUAUUUGGAAAUGUAGGUGCCUAUGAUUCGGUUGUAUAAAAUUCUCGCUACUCUUCAUUUGAUGAAUUGGAUACUUUUUGUUUCCUCUCUAUUAGUUUGUUUUUAUUCAUGAUAUCGUGAAGGCUAUUUGCUGUGACUCUCUUUGCUGACUCAUUAGCAUGAGGAAAUAUUGCUCUCACGAUUACCAUUGGUAGCUGUGCAUGGCAUGUAGUUGUCUCUUUUAUUUUCAUUAUUUUGUUUAGUCAGGGGGUGGGUUCUUAGUUAGCUGCUUAUUUCUGUUGAGUUUAAAAUGGAAUGUUGCUGGUUGAUUCACAUUUCGAUCUUCAGAUACUAUGAUCCUUCAGAAAAUGGAUGCUAUGAGGGAUGAUCUUGUUCAUACUGCUAUUUCUAUAUCUCCCAGAUAAUCUAUUUUUGGUAAAAACUGAGGAAAUUAUUUAUGCUAUGGCUGCAGGGCAAGAUGGAUAAAUUGGAAACUUGACUUGUUCUGUGUAAUAAUGCUGCUGGUGUUUGUACUCCCAUAUUAUCAUUGCUAUUUGAUGCUGAGGAGCAGUGGUAGGCUCAUCUUCUCUGUCUCCAUAGUUGUUCCAACUGCAGACCAUCCUCUUAGCUAUAUUCUAUGAAUUGUACUUCGUCAUUGAUCUACCCCUUUUCUAGUCCGGGAAAGAAUGGAUUUCUUUCAACCACUAAACCACCCAGUUCCCUUCGUUCUUGUUCUUCUCAUCAUUUAGAAUCGUAUAUUUCGGAGCUGGUUUCCUUGUAUGAUGUCAUGUAUUUUAUACCAAUCAAAUGCUAUUUUUGCUGGUGUACAUCAGUAAGAUCACAUGACUCAUUAAUGGUUAAACAUUAUCAUUGUUUUUAUAAUCCUUCCAUAAAAUCUGAGGUUGACUGAAACCCAUAAAGGAUCCAAGAAUUUGUGAAAACUUAUAACCAGCUUUGCAUGAUUUCGGUUCUCUUCUAGGUGGUGUCAAGUGCGUAGACAAUAUCACCAAAGUAUGAGGUUAACCAAGAGUCCUGUAGCUAUGGUUCGUGUGUAGAAGACUACGAUUUUGAUUUCAUACAUUGAGGACAUUAAAUAAAGGUAGAAAAUCUGAAGAAGGGAGUAGAAUUUUGACUUGAAUGUGGUCAUCUCUUGGACAACUAUUAGUUGAAAGUUUGAUCUGAAUGACAGUACCUACCUCACAAGUCAAAGACUAUUGAAAACCUCUUAAAGGUGCCAUGAGUGACAAAGCAAAGAGACAGGCUGUUCUACAGUGAUCAACAUAAAAUUGUAAAGAAAACUUGUUAUGUUUAAGCUUCUGCUCUAUAAUCUAUGUCGUGGGCAUUGCAUGGGCAUGCAUGCCUAGCUCUCAUGUCUGAUAGUAGCUGACAUUGUUGCUACACUUACAGUGGAUGUAAAGGGUAAAUAUUUGAUAUCUUGUCUUGCAAGUUCUUACAUUUUUAUAACCUCUUGGAAUUUGCAUAUUUUGAUGAAAUGGCACAUUACAUCUUCCGCACACAUAUCCAUGGAGGAGCAAAGUUCAUGUAUGCAGCGCAUAUUUUGCAUCAAGAAUUUUGCUGCUUCUGAUUAACUAAUUUGAAAAGAGGUACCUAUUUCUCAUAAGUGAUGAAUUGGGGACUUUUCUUUUUCUUUCAGGGCUGAGGAACGAACGAGCAGCACUUGGAGCUAUAGUCUUUCUCUCUGCAUUUCUUUAUGCUUUUUGGCGCAUGGGGAUCCAUUUUCCUAUGCCUUCAGGGGAUAGAGGUUUGUCUGUCCUUUCAGUAGUGACGUGCUAAUAAGAAGGGCAUGUUUAAUCUGUAUUCUGUCAUCACAUUCAAAUGACAUAGAUUUACUCGAUCAUUUUUUACCAGUGUAAUGCCUGAUCACAAUUUGUCUGUACUAGCUGUUGUGCAGUUAAUGCUUACUGUUGUUUGACUUUUAACUAAUUGCCAUUAGGAGGGGAAACGUUCAAGCUUCGUGUGCUAAUCACGUUUUAUGGGGUUCCCUUGGUUUUUUAAAAUAAACUUUUGAUAGUGAGAUGGCUUAAACAUUGUAGAAUUAUUACCAUGCUAUGCUUGAGACAAUGUUGAUAGCAUGCUUUGUAUCUUCUCUUGAAGGAAUGGACUGUAGAAAUGAUGAGAAUAAGGGAGACUCAUUCUUAUUUUUGGAAGGGGGUCAAUAUAAAUUGUUAGUUGGCUUAUUUUUGGGUUCAUAAUUGUCAUUUGCAUUCUAACUUGUGAUCUUCCGCUAAAAAUGCUUGUCAAAUAGAGGGAGAGCCAGAUUUAUCACGAGGAUCAUCAAGGUUCUCCCCUUUCCAUUCUGUGGACACUAGCAAGACGGAAAGCAGUUAUUAGAAAAGAUUGUGUUGGCCACCUUUAUGUUUUUAUUUUGAAAUUUGCUGGUCCCAGAUAAUCAUUCAUAGAAAAAAGAGUGAAUGUGCAAGUGUGAGCUGAAAGGUUCCCUAUUGAAAUUAACUACACAUUAGUUAAGAGUCUACACCAUGGAUGAAGAAGCCUUGACCAGUUCAGGAGUUUUUCCUAUUGAAAAACUUGGAUGUUUGAUGCAGCAAAAGCUGGAGAAGAAUGAAAUCGGGCCUUGAAUACACAAGGCACAAAUUGCCUUAAUCCUUAAAUCCACAAGGAUCAAAAUAAUGUUCUUUGAGUCCUUGCCCUGAUACCGCUUAAUGCAGCAAAAGCUGGAGAAUAAUGGAAUUCAGGCCUUGGAUUCACAAAGAUCAGGAAACGUCCCUUGGAUCCACAAGGUUGUUUGAAUCCGCAAGCACUCAGAAGUCUCUCAAAGAGAACGAAAAUUCCUAAUUGUCGAAUUUUCUUCAAUUCCUUUGGAACCUCGAGGAAAGGCCUUCUCGUGUAGAGAGAGGGAAAGGAACUUCUAUUCAAAAUGAGGGAAAGAUUCUGUUACAUCAAUUCACAACAGAGGUCUAGUAUUUAUAUCAAACCUCUUAUGGAAGGUUCUAGACAUGUGAACCUUACACACACACAGAAGAAAAAAAAACACUAAGAUAGUCACGUGAUAUGGUGGUAAUUUGAUCAAUUAUUCACUAAUCACCUGAGGAUUCAAAAUAUAAUGCUAUGGCUAUUCAUUGGAGUUUUUCUGAGUAAUUUAUUGAUCUAGUUGUACGUUCUAUGCUCUUGUCAUUUGUUAACUUCACAUGCUCAUAUUAUUCUGACAUACUUUGCUUUAGACAGGUUUUUUCACAAUGCCACAGUUGGUUAGCAGAAUUGGAGUGAUAGGUGUUACCGUCAUGGCUAUACUUUCCGGCUUUGGAGCUGUCAAUUUGCCAUACAGUUAUUUGUCACUCUUCAUCAGGUGAACUCAAGCAAUUUAAUUCCUAGCAAUGACUUGGGUGUACUUAUUUUGCAAUCACCUUCAACCUUUGUUUCAGUAUGCAUGAUCUAAAUAGCAAUCUCUGAAUGUCACCGUGUAGGUGACAUAUUUGUUGCCUCUUGUUUUAAUAGUAGCCUGUAUCUUGAUAUGAUAUUCUCAUUGCUUUGGAAUAAGUAGGGUCUAUAUCACUUUGCUUUACACGGUACAGAUGUGUCAGAUGCCUAAGGACGAAGGUUUCUUCCUUGAGAACGUGAAUAGGGAGAAAUAUUGGGGUAUCAAGACUUUGGCUACUUGUUGUAUGAUGGAUAUACAUAACUUCUCUAGAGGAUUCCUUGUCAAAUAUUGCCUGGCUUCUAUUGACAAUAUAACAUAUAAGAAUAUUGAUAAAUCAGUACAAAACAGAGAUUAUGCUUAAAUUAAGCUGGUCAUACUGCUUACAAAGGAAUCUUAUUUCUUUUGAAUUCUAUUUUUAAGACAAGAACUGCUGGGACUUCAAAAAAUAGAGAUUUUCUGACAUGUUCCUGUCGUUUUCCUUUCCUAAGAAUUUGAAAGAAACACUUUACAACCAUUUAGAGCUGAAUAAGUAGAAGCUAAGCUACAUUUGAUUUCACUCAAUUUCUCAUAAUAAAAUGCCGCUCAAAUGUCAUUAACAAAGAUAUCUGUUACUCUCUGGAACCAAGUUCAAAUUAAUUGAACUCGCUAUUAUAUUUUAAAGCAUGUAUUUUCUGAGAAAGCAAUUGAAAAAUGUGAAAUGUCUGCUCAUCUAUUGUCUUUUUUUAUUUCUUCUUAAAUGGGAUUCUUGGAAUGUUGUAGGGAGAUUGAGGAAUCAGAUAUCAAAGCCUUGGAGAGACAGCUCAUGCAAUCGUUAGAAACUUGCAUUGCAAAGAAAAAGAAGAUAGUACUCAGCCAGAUGGAGAUAGAACGAAUUCAAGGUUCGGAAGAGGUAUUGAAUUUUCUAUUAUUUAUAGAUGCAGUAUUCUGCCCUCCAAUUUUCCAUAGAUUAGUUAAUGCCAAUAUCACAUAUAGCAAUUCCAUUCUUCCAUGAACCGUUUCUGAUGGAUUUGGAUUGGAUUGCUGUGCAUUAUAGAACCUAAAGUCUGCUUGUCAACGUUGAUUAGGAAGAGGUUAUAUUCUCAAUCAGCAUAUUGCUAAUGUAAGCUAUGUUCUAUUUUCGAAUUAUCCAAGGUGAGAGGGUGUUGACAUCACGUCCUUUGGAAUAUUACGAUAUGAUGGGAUCUUAUUGGUUCUAAUAAUGACUGGCGCCUAUUGUUACUGUCGAAGCUUUCUUUGGCUUUUUUGUAACUGCAUGCCCUGAUUGACUAUUCAAAUCUGGUCAUUUCCAAAAUUUUUGAAAGCUCAUAUUUAUGGACAUUUUCUCCCCAUAAGUAUCUGCCCUAGCAGAAAGUGGAUAUUUUGAUUUGUUUUCUAGUCUUUGCCUCUUGUAUGUUUCCUGUCUUAUUUUUUCUUAUGAAAUUUUUAUCAAUAGUCAUUAGGCUAGCAUUGUUCGAGGUACAUUUUACUAACGUUAUAAUUGCUACUAUGUGGAAAUCAAUUCCAGCUAUUUUCAAAGAGAUGUGAAAUGUUUCUGGAACAUAUAACAGUUAAAUUUUGCUUCAAUCAUGACCAUUUCUACCUGAGCUUGUGAACUACAUGUUGCAGAAGUUGAAGGCUAGAUCCUUUUUUAAGCGUAUUAUUGGAACAGUAGUGCGCUCAAUUCAGGAUGAUCAAAAAGAGCAGGGUAUGAUUAUCCUAGUACUCGUCAUUGUAUCUCUGCAUUUUCUAUUUUUUCAUGCAUGUGGACAUGAUGUUUAUAAUUAAAGAAGUUCAAUGGUUGCUACAUAAAUCUCGUUUGUUGGGUUUCCAUUUAUUGUUACAUGCUUACGAGAUAUCAAAGAAUCCUUUAUAUUGUCCAAAAUUGUAAAUACCAAAUCGAAGAGAACAUAUUUAGGCACAGAAAAUUUUCAGUCAGGUGGUAUUCUAUUUUGUAGUUUUCUAUUCUAGUAGCUUGGAUAGCCUGUCUUUGGCCUGCCUUUCUUUCUUAUUUGGAAACUACUUUCUCACACUGCUCAAAUGGUGGUUUAUUUUGUUCAUAAAGAUAUCAGAACCAUGGAAGCAGAGGUUCAGGCAUUGGAAGAGCUCUCAAAGCAGCUGUUCCUUGAGAUAUAUGAACUGCGGGAAGCUAAGGUAACAUCACUACAUGUUCAUUAAUUCUUUUAGUUUCAUGGUUUGCAAUGUCCAUAUCACUUUCUUCUUUACCUAAUGCUAAUAUUGUUAUUUUGGCAAAGUAUACAAGUUGGAAUAUUUUGUAAAUCCAAUUAAUUUACUUACAUUCUUGAUAGAAAAGAGAUUAUUUCUUGAAAAUAUGGAAAUUGUGUAAUAGAAGUGUGUUUUAAUAUCAGGUUGAUGGUUACACUGGAACUGAGCUUCAUAAAUAAAAACAAUAAUCACUUGUUUUAAUGAGAUUUUAUGUGUGUUUGCUUUUUUCUUGAUUUUUCAUUGAUUUAGAUAUCCUUUGUGGCAUUAAUUUUUCUGAAGCCAUUAAAAUAUUUCUUGAUUCUGAUAGUCGCUGUUAACUAGAUCAUCCUGACCAAUGCAUGCGCUUCAUUGACUCAUCCUUUGGGUCCUAACUCAUUGUCAUUAGUGGGUGAAGUUGGUUUACAGUUUGUUAGUGUGCCGAAACUCAAGGGCAUUGGGUGGGUGAAUCCACAUAACUGAAUGCAACUGUCAUCAUGCAAUCUAUUAAUCUUCUAGCUUUGUCCACCUCAUCUUUAAGUGUUUCCUGCAAUGGAAGUGAUCUCUUAUUGAUUUCCAAAGUGGCUUCAAUCCAUAAUCGUGAUUAGCCUCAAUCCACUAGUUGUGGGCGUUGCAAUUUAAUGUAAAUAUUUAUGUGGCUAUUUUACUGUUUUACUGCUCAUCAAGUUGGUUCUAAUGGUUAGACUUAUUUUAAUUUUACAUCAUAGCCAUUUCUCUGUCUUGAUUUCUUUUUGGAUUGACCUACCUAAUGCUAAGCGACAGAGCAUAAUUCAUGUCAUUCAGGGAAUUCCUAAAUGCAUUUCACUUUUAAAUUGAGCAAAACUUGAAACGAAGAAUUGUCUUUGUCAAGAAUCGGUGCUUCCAUUCUAAAGAAACUUCUCAUGAGAUCCUGAUCCACCCUAUUACAUUAUUGAAUAGGAGUCUUGUUUCAUAUGGUUUCGAUUUUCGUUCUGAGAUCUUUUCUAACUGGGGUGUGUUUCUCUUCGGACUGAUCUCAGACUUGUCUUGACCAGGACAAAAGGCCAGUACUCCGUGAGUAUUGUCCUCUGCCUAUUACAGAUCCCCAAUUUUUUUUCCAAUCCAGGUCUACGCUGGAACAUGUAUUAAUUUGGUUCUGGGUUUUGGGUCAGCGAAGGAUUUCAGUCGCAGCCAGCAUUUUUUCUAUCAUUGAUUGCAUGAGCCUUUUUAUUUUCCUAUGUUUUUCCAUUUUUAUCUGGUAGGCGGUGGGAUGCAUUAUCUUAUGCCUUUUUUUUGGCUUUUCUUUUUGGACUAAUUGUCUAAACUUUGUUACUUAUCGCUGAAUUAGUUUUAUUUUAAAUAUAAUUUUCAGGAAGCUGCUGUUUAUUCUCGAACCUGGAGGGGACACUUGCAGAAUCUGCUAGGAUAUGCGUUGUCUAUCUACUGUGUGUAUAAGAUGAUAAAGGUAUUAUUUCAGUGGAAGACUGGAAUAUUCUCUACUUUAACAUGUUUGUUGAUUAUGCCCAGUAGUUCUUGACUAGGAAAGUGAAUAUCCGUUGGAUGGUUUUGUACAUGUGUCAUAGACUUCUUUGUUGUCUUUUCUUGUUGUUACUUGGAGAGGUUGGCUUACGCUCAUAAAUACCAUCAAGUUGCUUAAAACGUGGACAUCCUUUGUAAAUGUCCAAGCUUUGGAAUCCUAUUGCUGAAAUUUCUAACUGCCUUAAAUAUUUCCAUGGAUAAAGACUCUGCACUAAGUUUUGAACUAUCUAACUUACAAAUAAUUGGUGAGUGACGUAAAAAUGUAGGACGCCUGCCAAUUUUUUCAAAAUGUCUCUAGAUGAGUUUCUGGCUAAAAAAUGUUUCUUCACCAAGUCUGCCCCCAAAUGGUCACUGGAGCUUUGGAUAGCUCUGCUCUGACAUGCUAGAUAAUGCUUUGCCGAUCCACAUACCUUUCUCUGAUUGCAUUGUGAUGUUGACCCUUCUGUUUUGACAAGGAUUUCAACCUCUAUGCUUUUCAUCGUUAACAUUUGUGUUAGAGGGGUAGAAGAGGAGCAGGGUCUCCGUCAAACUGUAAGACCUCUGAUGCUCUCUAGAGGACUUCCCUUGAUUAGCUUGGCAUUCCAUUCGAGUUCAUUUAUGGUGAUGUUGCACUUGAGUUUGUUGACCAUGGGCUAAAGUGUCAAAGAUAAACAUUCAAAAGUUCAGUAAUGUCAUCAAAAAAAUUCAUGAGCCUUUUCAUAUGCAACAAGAACCUAACAGUCCUUAGAAACAUAGCAAAUGGCCAUGACCAAUGUUCCUUAUGUUGCUGAUUGAUGUUAUAUACACAUUAUUCAUGACAUAAGCCGUGGUAACUUCUAUAUUUUCUACCUUGUGUUGGCAAAGGAAUGAAACACUGGGGUUCUCUAGCUGUUAAUAGCUUGAAAUUGUGCUGAAGCGGUGGUAGUCUGAUAGAUUAAUUUCUGGUGUAGAAAAUCAGAAGAGGGGAGACUAAUAAUGGUGCAAAGUUUGUGGUACUUCCUGUUGAAAUGCCUGCUAUUAUAACUGCUAAAGCAAGUCAUCUUUGUUUGAGACUAACAAACUAUCUUCCUUUCUGCUUGUCUUCUCUGAUGAAUUGAAGCUUUGGGCGCCUAAAAAAUGAUGAUAAUCUGAAAAAUUAUGAUGCUACAUGAUAGUACGUCAGUAGAAUGUUUUAUCCAAUGUUAAUACUGGCUUAGAAUAAUUAACCAUUUAGUUCUGUUCCUUUCUUGAUUUUUUUUUUUAAGCUAAUAUUUGUUCCCCAGUAUGUGACACAGUUUUCUUUCUCUUUUUGAUACAGUCUUUACAGAGUGUGGUUUUUAAGGAGGUAUGGUUCCCUCGGAGGAUUUAUCAUCUCCAGUCUCUUGUUAUGUAACAUGAUUACAUCAAACUCGAUUCGUCUUUGUGCUUCAGUUUUAUUGGGCACUUUUACGCAUCAUCUUAGGCAUCACUUUUAAACGGCUAUUCAAAGAUUUGUAAUGAUUUCUUCUUCUCUGGCAGGCUGGCUCAGUUGACCCUGUUACAAUGACGAUCACAAUUUUCUUCCAGUUCUUUGAUAUAGGCUUAAAUCCGGCAAUUUUGUCUCAGGUUCUGUCAUUCUGUCCAUGAUAUGAUUGUUUUUUUCGUCUACACGAAGCUUACACUUUUUCCAAUCUUCCUUUACCGUUAGGAUGAGAUAAAUGUUAUAAAUUAAUUUGCGUUACCACCUGGUUUUCUUCAGCAUUUUUUUCCCUUUUUGUUCAGAUGGUUGUGUAUCUAGAUAACCUGGAAAGUAGAUAGGAAUGACGUAAUGACGCCCACUCCCGUUUUAUGUACUCUUAAGAUCACGUUUACCAUAUCUUCUAAACCUGUUCGAUCUUUCUUUCUUUGAAUGAAUGGCAUUCGCAACAACUUGCAACUAUUAAACCCACAACUGACAUAUCGUGAAAUAAUUUAGACGUGAUUUGGGUUGCUUUAAAAUAUUUGAGUCGACAGUGACCACAGGUCUUUGUGUAGAGCACCAAUCAUGUGAAGAUCUUUUCAUAGUGCCCAGGAUUUAAAGUGUCAUGCAUCCAACAGAAAAGAAUGGCAGUAUGAAAACACUAACAUUUGAACUCAAAUGCAGUGGAUGGAACAAAAUUUGAAUGGAGAGGCACCAUGACCUCUGGGUUAUAUAUUAUGUGCGAGAAAACUCGUGUUGUUUUGACUGAGCACUUACUUGAGCGGUUAAAUCAUGAUGUGACGUUAAGUGGCAUGUUGAGCUGAAAUACAUGAGAACGAAACUGUAGCUUGUUAAUUGGCUGCCAGCCUUUCCUUUUUCAACUUUAUUAUGUUUUCUGGACAAAAAAGACUGACGUUUCACUCAAUAAUCUGUUUUUCAGUACGUGUCUUUGUUCUUCAUAGGAAUGUUGAUUGUCAUGUCCGUCAGAGGGUUCUUAUCAAAUCUCAUGAAGGUGAAUAAUGUGCUUUGAGAUAGUUUACUUUCAUGCUAGAUCGUUUUUGUUUGCUAUGCUGAAAAAAAUGAAAUUGUGAGGCUGGGCAGUAAAAAGAAUAAAACUGCCAUAAGAAAUUAAUGUACCAAGAAUGGAAAAAAUCGUUGAAAAUAUCUGCUUGUAGGAAAUAGGAUAUCUAGCUUUCUGAGUGGUGCCCCUUGUGUACGUACCUGUUUGCUUGCAGUUCUUCUUUGCCGUGUCCAGAGUGGGAAGUGGAUCGUCAACUAAUGUUGUGCUUUUCCUCUCGGAGAUUAUGGGCAUGUACUUUGUAUCUUCUAUUCUUUUAAUAAGGAAAAGCUUGGCAAAUGAAUACAGGUAUGUUACAUUCGAUCGCAAUAAAUUCAUUGGCAAACAAGAUAGUGGCCCGGCCCAUCCUUGGAUCAUUCAUAUAACUUGUCUGGGCUUUGGUCACUUUUUUUUGUUUUGAUGUUGAAUAUCCUAGACUGUCCUGGAAUGUCUUUUUACAUAGUCUACUGAAUAGAGUGGUAGAAACAAAAUUUAUUUUGAAAAUCUCCUCUGAAGCAAGCCCUAAUUUCAUGAAAUUCAAUUAAGAUCAAUUCCCUUUGUUGACAUUCUUUCUAAUAAUUUUCAACUCUUCCAAAAUGCUCGCUCUUGCAGGAUCAUCAUCACUGAUGUUCUAGGUGGGGACAUACAGUUCGACUUCUACCAUCGUUGGUUUGACGCACUGUUCGUGACCAGCGCGUUCCUCUCUCUCCUCUUGAUCUCUGCUCACUACUCGUCUCGCCAGUCGGAUAAGCACCCAAUUGAUUGA